Molecule: messenger RNA, 2315 nt
Organism: Xiphias gladius (swordfish)
Lineage: Eukaryota; Metazoa; Chordata; Actinopteri; Istiophoriformes; Xiphiidae
Exons: 4
Coding region: 88-1386 (432 amino acids)
Biological process (GO): protein ubiquitination; Notch signaling pathway
Source: RefSeq, a predicted model, not a curated record
CUGAAACUGAAACCAAAAAAACAGACAGGUCUUCGCUGUGUCCAGAGAAACAUCAGUGUCGCGACAGUUUUAGAAGAGCUCUUUAUUAUGGAGUUUAUCACUGACAUCACUGUCAUCAUAGAUGAAGCUCAUUACAAAGACCCUGGAAGAUUAAUGAAAAUUCUUCAAUGUUACAGUCCCGAGAAAAAAGGUUCCUGCUACAAUGUUAGAGCAACCUAUGAGGAAGUGGAGCACCUUUCAAUCAAACUGUCAGCAGUGAAGCAUCACUUCAGUCCUGCCACUCGUGGGCGAACCUGUCAGCAAGGCGAAUGUGCUUCAACUCAUAUCAAAUCUGUGGAUGUAUCUGCGGUUGUUAUGGCCUACAUUCAGCAAAAAUGUGCCAAAGAACUUAACAAAAUUCAAGGGAACAGUUUAGUUAUUGAAACACAGCCUGACCUCAGAACAGUACACAAUAACUCAAGUAGCACAGUACGGGUCACUCUAAGACCACGCCAUGUCUUCAUAUACCCUGUUCAUGCUGACUGUGUUAGACAGCGAUUCAUCACAUUCUACCAGAGAACCGCCUCCGACCUGCAGGUCACAUCUGUCCCUGUGAGUGCACAUGACCACAAACACCUGCAGAGGAGAUUUCCACAUCUCCUUUUUAAACCCAGCCACAACAAAUAUGAAGUAACAGUGACUGGGCCUUUUGUGCACAUUGCUAAAUUGAAAGAGUUUGUUUUACAAAAUACGCCAAGUUCAAGCAAGAGUCCAGUGAACAAGGGUCAAGCAGACACUCCAAGCAGCAGAACCUUGGGUCCUCAGCCUACACACAGCAAAGAGGCUGAAGAUGAAUCAUGUCCAAUCUGUAUGGAACCAAUACUAAUAACAGAGAAAGAGACACUGCGGUGCAAGCACUCUUUCUGCAGAGACUGUCUGAAAAAAGCUUUUGACUACAAGCCUGUAUGCCCAACAUGUGGAGCGUUAUAUGACACCUUGACAGGGACACAACCUGAUGGAGGCAGAAUGAAUGUCACCAAAAACUCCUCAUCUUUGCCCGGAUAUGAUAAAUUUGGAACAGUAAUCAUCCAAUAUUACAUUCCAAGUGGCAUUCAAAAGCAGGAGCAUCCUAACCCUGGUCUGCCAUAUGAAGGUGUAUCUCGUACAGCCUAUCUCCCAGACUCCUCAGAGGGCAGGAGGAUCCUGAAACUGUUGAGACGUGCCUUUGAUCAGAGACUUAUCUUCACUGUUGGUCGGUCCACCACCAGUGGCAGGAAUAAUAUGGUCACAUGGAAUGAUAUUCACCACAAAACCUCAACACAUGGAGGACCAACUCACUAUGGAUACCCAGAUCCUGAUUAUCUCAGCCGAGUUCGAGAUGAACUAAAAGUCAAGGGAAUUGAAUAAGUGACUUUAAAGUUUGCCAAGACAUUAAUGUAUUUCUAAUGUGUAGCUAAAGAACUAAGAUUAUGUAUUAAGUUAUACUAUUAUCUAUAAAAUGUUGUGUACAAACAUCUUCUCCCAUUUAAUAAUUCACACUUAAAAUUAGAUGUAAGAGAUUAUGACAGAGGAUCAAAAAGAGGUUUAAUUAAUGUAAUUUAAAUGUAAUUUAAUAUUCCAUAUAUAAUGACACCAACUCACAAUAGUCAACCAGUUUCAACUCUUUUUUAGUGUUUUUAAUAUUUUCCUUGUUUUAUCAUUCUGUAUUCCUUAUGGGCAUUCUUCUCGGAUUACUGUUUGACUUGUGUUUUAUUUACUUUUGAAAUGACCUUGUUUGAGAUAAUUAAAUAUGGAAAAAUUGAUAUAAAAAUGUAUGGUCUAUCACAUUCAUUAAAAUUGGUUGCUAUCAUCUGCUGCUCAUAUCUCUCCUCUCCUCUCUCUGGCACCCAAUUGAAAAUGACAAAGGACAACCUGUGAUCAUGACAAUUCACAAACUAUUAGUUUUUAGUGACACUGAACAUGUGACAGAUACACCUGUUGUUACAUGAGUUAUUGAGACCUUUCUGCACAUGACCUCCUUAGGCCCUCUUUGAGACCAGCUCUUCUCAGUCCAAAACAUGGACAUUGAAGUGUACUGUAGAACUUAGAAAUUAAUGACUAUGGUUUAUAUUCUCCAUGUUGAUUUAUUUGGCUCUCAGGACUAAAUCCUGUAUUGUGUAAGACAUUUUGUUUAUUCCUGUUUGUGUUUUAAUUUGUAAGACUAACAUAUUUGUACCCUGUGUUAAAUUGAAUGCAUGUCAGAAAAUCCACAUUACCUCCUGUGUGACCUAUGUAAUCUUCCCAUCUAUUUAUUACUUUCACCUAGAGAUGAUAUAGAUGCAUGACUAUGUAUGCAC